GUCAGAAAGGAAAAGGAACCCUGGAGUCACCGUGGGCUAACAGGAAAGCUGAAUACACUCUUUACUGCAAGUGAAAGCACUGGAAAAUGUGCAAAGGAUUAGCCGCAUUACCCCAAACCUGCCUCGAAAGGGCUAAGGAGAUCAAGUCGAAAUUGGGAGUUUUACUGCAGAAGCCAGAAAAUGCCAUCGACCUCAUCAUCCCCUACCCGGAGAAGACUGAAAAGAAACCGGAGAAGCUACAGAAGCCGACUCCUGAAGAGGCUGCUCAGUGGCGUGAGAGUCUGGACCGUGUCCUGAACAACAGCUAUGGUCUGGCUGCUUUCCGUAGCUUCCUGCAGUCUGAGUUCAGUGAUGAGAACAUUGAGUUCUGGAUGGCGUGUGAGGAUUUCAAGAAGACCAAGAACCCAGUGAAGAUGGCUGCCAAGGCCAAGAAGAUCUAUGAAGACUUCAUCCAGUCUGAGGGGCCCAGAGAGGUGAAUAUUGACCACUUUACCAAGGAUGUGACCCUGAGGAACUUGGUGGAUCUUUCCCCUUCAACCUUUGACCUGGCCCAGAAGAGGAUCUAUGCCCUGAUGGAGAAGGACUCCUUUGGCCGUUUCCUCCGGUCUGAUCAGUACCAGGACCUCCUGGUCAACUAAAUGAAGGAGCUACAGCAGGGGUGGGCAGGUGGGGAGGUUUCAAACAGCAGCUAGAUGGCAUGAAAAAAAAAUAAUAAUUGGAAACCAAUGAUGAAUUUAAAUGAAAUAUUUAUAAUAAACCACCAUUUGUGUGUAAACUAUGAGCUGGAAAUUUGUUAUUUUCCAAAAUCCAGAUUGUAUAACAUACAGUAUAACAUUUCAAUUUCAGCUAAAGAAAUACUGCAAUUUGAAAUAGCCCCACCUUCCAAACAACCCCGCCCCUCCCAAAAAAACUACACACACACUCGCGUGCACACACACACACACACACACACUCACUCCUAUAUUGCUAGCCUAAUUAAGAUUUUAAAGCAUGACGGUCUCCAAGCACGACCUCAGAUGUAAAUCAAAAUUUCCUUAAAAAAUGUAGACGUAUAGGAACACACAAACACACACCAGUGUACACACAGAUGCAAAAGUCAUAUCAAAGCAUACACAAACUAAUUUGUAUGAAAACCUGACAAAUCUUUAAUUAGGCCACAAAAUUAGUUCCUCCAUUUUGGAUGGAUUAAAAUUAUGCUUUUGAAAAUACCCCUUAAAACAUAACCCGACUUAUCCUUUUUCAUCAUGAUGUUGGAACUUUGUCCCAUUAUGUGUAAGCUCGACCCCAUUGCUUGUAUUUUUGACACAUGAUGGUAACAAUGCCAGUAAAAACAGAGAUGGAGGAAGAAGAGUAGUUUAUUGUCUCUGACCUGCUCUACUUUUGCCCUCACCAUUUGGUCUGAAAAACCUAAAGCAUCCCAGUUCUACUUAAGAUUUUACUGUGUUUACAAGGCCUGAAGAGUUAGCUAUAGCUUUGUAAAGCCGAGUCGUAGAUGUAGUUGUCAGUUGAGAAAGAAUGAGUAUUUCCCUAUCGAUUGUGAGCAGUUAUUGGAGGUUGCUGGCAGUCGCUGUGAAAUGCAUUGCUAAGCCCCAGUCACUCAGGCCUAAAGACCAGUCAGCGACCACACGCCAACCACAGGUAACCAGAGGAAAAUGUGUUGUUUUCUGUUGCUAGGUGAAAUUGGUCACAAAGAGGUGUUUGGUGCUGCACCAAAAACAACCUUGCAAUUCUGUUGGUCACUAGCAGAUUGCAGCAAACACCUAUAGUUUGUAUGGAUGGCACCAACUUGUCUGCAAACACUCCCCAACUACUCACUACGUGGUUGUGAAACUGUGAAGAGUGUGACCUUCAAACCACUUGCCAACCAGUCAGGGAAUACACAUUUUUCACUAGUGAUCUGUCAGGGGAUCGCCUGGUCUCUAGGCCUGUGUGACUCAGAGCUUAGAGAGUGCCCAAUUCACCUAUGCCUAAAUGCAUCCAUGUCUUAGCCUUAAACUGAUGUAGAUGGAGGAUUGUUUUUACCACUGUAAACAAAAUCAAAAAUUUAAGAUCAGACAAUGAAAAACAUUUUGAAGUUUUGUUUUACAAAAAUCGCAAGAUUCACCGUAAAUGUACAACAAUGUUAAAUCAUUUAAAAAAAAAGACAUUAAAGUUUUAUCCAGAAAGAUGUGACUGUUAAGUGUCUUGUGAUUUUCCCUGUAAGACUUCAUUGCAUGGAAAGUAUACAACAUUUUAAAAGAAAAACAAUGGCAGUAACACAGUUGGCGGUAUUGAAUCAGCUGAUUGCCUGAAUCAUUUCUACCAAAUCUCUUUAAUAAAAAAAUAUUUAACAUAGUGGAGUACUAUCAAUGCAUGCCUAAUGUUUGUCACAUAACCUUUUUCUUUAUGUCUGUUCUCUCACACUCACAUAGGUAUAAAAAUGUUGAUUUUCACAAGACUCAACCUUUUGGGUGUAAUUCACCCUGUGAGAGCCAUGCUUGAGGACAGUGCUGGCUAGUUGGCACAGUGGUUUAGCUCCUUGGCUACCACUUAACUGCAAGUUGCUAAGAUGGGAAAAUCAAGUAGGAGGGAAUCUCAGAAAAAAAAGUAAACAGAGCAGUGGUUUCAUAUAAAGAAAGGUCUUUUUCCCAUGUCACAAUACCAAAGCUGUACUGUAUGUAUGCAAGUCAAGUCGAUAAAAAGGUCCAGACCUGGUUUUGGUGUAUAUGUACUUGUCAAAAAACAUGGGAAACUGAACUUGGAAGUUUUCAGCGCUUGACAGUCCCUCAAGUGGCUAAUGAGAAUCAUCUGAUGAGGCAUGGAGCACAGAAUUAAACCCUAAAGUGAAACAUCAGUAAGAACAUUUUGUAGCAGCAUUACAAAUUUACAUGUAUAAUAUCAGCUGAUAAAGCCAAUCUUAUAUGUACUUUUCUGUUUAGUUUCAGGUUACGUUUUAUAUUUUCAACCACAACUUGUUUUUUUUUUUCACUACUCUAAAAGUAUUCACCAACUUACACAAGACUAAGAUAUAAUGAGAUGUAAUGUUGGAUUUGGUGUUGGUGUGCAAUGUUUAAAUGUCCUUGAUAUAUACGUUUAGUUAAAUGUAGCAUUCAUUAAGUGUGAUCACAUUUACUUAUGAUUUCACCAUAUUCAGCAAAAGUAUAUUAUGUAUUAACCAACACAAAUACAAUUAUAUAUUCAGCAUUUCAUAAGUCCUUAUUGUUCCCCCCCAAAAAAACAAGACAUCAGGCGUGUUAUAUUUUCUACCUUUUCAAAUUAUCUGAAUUUUUGAAUGUUUUGUUAAAAAGUGAAUUGGACCACCAAAUUGAUAAAGAUCCAUUUCAGGUUUGAUCAGCAAUGAUGAGGCUUCAUGAUGGCACAGAUUGGCCAGUCUGGUGUUUAUGAGAAGUCAUAAAUCAACAUCAUAGAAAAAAUAAAAUUUUAAAAAAUCAAUAAGGGCUUUAACGGUGCUGACAAUGCAUUAUUGGAUGUAGCCUUGCAUGUACCUUUUGGAGUCGAUCACAUAAAAAUAUAUAUGCACACAA
Messenger RNA from Archocentrus centrarchus (flier cichlid), 3524 nucleotides. It is a transcript of the gene rgs5a, whose product is annotated as regulator of G protein signaling 5a. The transcript has 5 exons. The coding region runs from base 87 to 638 and encodes 183 amino acids. Lineage: Eukaryota; Metazoa; Chordata; Actinopteri; Cichliformes; Cichlidae. The record is from RefSeq and is a predicted model, not a curated record.